This is a messenger RNA of Prunus persica (peach), 2589 nucleotides long. RefSeq names its product putative disease resistance protein At1g50180. Gene Ontology annotation, biological process: defense response to other organism. The transcript has 4 exons. The coding region runs from base 1 to 2589 and encodes 862 amino acids. The record is from RefSeq and is a predicted model, not a curated record. Gene Ontology annotation, molecular function: ADP binding. NCBI's taxonomy places the organism in Eukaryota, Viridiplantae, Streptophyta, Magnoliopsida, Rosales, Rosaceae.
AUGGCUGAGGCAGUUGUUUCAUUUGUGCUCCAAAAUGUCAGAGUCUUCACCACUCAGGAAGCCAAGUUCUUGUCUGGAGUCAGCCAUCAAGUUGAGGGUGCACAAACUGAGCUACUAGUGAUGAAGGGAUUCCAGAAAAAUUUGGAUGCAAGACGAGGAGAAGAUCCAACUGUCCAGCUUUGGGUUGCCCAAAUUAGAGAUGCUGCUUAUGAUUUGGAAGACGUUAUUGAAACGUAUGGCUUGAAAGUGGUUUCCAAGAAGAAAAGAGGUGUGAAGAAUGUUCUCAAAAGAUUUGCCUGCAUCUUCAAGGAAGGGGUCGAUCUUCACAGGAUUGGGAAAGAAAUUGAGAAUAUCACUGCCAAAAUUUCUAAGUUGAGGUCAAGUUUGGAGAAGUAUAACAUAAAAGAAAUAAUAAGGGACAGAGACAGUAGUGACGGUGAAUCUUCCUCGCAAUUGCAUCAGAGGUUAAGGCAAAGUUAUUCUCAUGCUGUUGAAUGUGAUGUUGUUGGGUUAGAGUCCAACGUUGAAGAAUUGGUUAUGCAUUUAGUGAAAGAUGAAAAUCGUCAUCGAGUUGUAUCUAUUUGGGGUAUGGGCGGUUUAGGGAAGACCACCCUUGCAAGAAAGGUUUAUCAUGACAAAAAAGUAAGGCAGCAUUUUCAUAGUUUUGCUUGGUUCUGUGUAUCUCAACGGUAUCAAGUAAGAAAUGUUUGGGAGGGAAUUUUAAUUGAACUCAUUUCCGCUACCAAGGAACAAAGACAAGAAGUUAAGGACAUGAGAGAUGAUGAAAUAGCAACGAAGCUUUUCCGUGUUUUACAAGAAAUGAAAUGUUUGGUGAUCCUUGAUGACAUAUGGAGAAUCGAGACAUGGAAUCUUUUGAAGGCUGCAUUUCCAAAUGUGGAAACAGAGAGCACAAUAUUGCUUACUACACGCAAUCAAGCAGUAGCCACGCUCCCAAAUAGAAAUGCUUUUCUCCACAAACUCCAGCCACUGAAUGAGAAUGAGAGUUGGAACCUACUUGAGAAGAAAGCAAUAUCUGAAAGGGCUGAUAUCGAUUUGGGAAUGUUCACAAAGAAGAGAGAAUUAGGAAUGAAGAUGCUCCGACAUUGUAAAGGUUUGCCAUUAGCCAUCAUUGUGCUUGCCGGAGUUCUAGCCAGAAAAAACACUAUUAGAGAAUGGGAGAGAGUGUAUGAGAAUGUUCAUGAAUACAUAAGUAGAGGCAUAGGUCAUGAAGAAGAAUAUGAAGGUGUAUCACAAGUGUUGGCAUUGAGUUAUGAUGACCUACCGUAUUACUUAAAACCAUGUUUUUUAUAUUUAGGUCAUUAUCUUGAAGACUCUGAGUUUUUGGUGAGCAAAUUGACUAAGUUAUGGGUGGCAGAAGGUCUUAUCUCCUUGAGAAAACAAAGACAUGGUUUGGGGGAAACAAUGGAGGAUAUAGCACGUGAUUGUUUAAGUGAGUUGGUGGAAAGGUGUUUGGUUCAAGUGGGAACAAGUGGUUCAAGUGGGACAAUUAAAGGUUGUCAAAUCCAUGAUCUUGUACGAGAUAUGUGUUUGUUAAAGGCGAAAGAGGAAAGCUUUCUCCAGAUUAACAAUUCUUUGCAAGAAAAUACUUCUUCUGUGGUAGCUGAGGCAUCACAAUUGGGGAAAAUUCGAAGACUUGCAAUUUACUUGGAUGAGAAGACAGAUAGGAGGAUGCCAAAAAGUGAAAAAGGAUUGCUAUCUCCGUUGAAGGAUUUCAAAGUGCUUAGAGUUUUGAAGGUUGAAGGUCUUUAUAAUGUAGAAGUAGAGUUGCCAAAUGAAAUUGGAAAUAUGGUACACUUAAGAGCAAAGAGUAACCUAGAGCUGUCUACCCUUGGCCAUCUACAGACCUUAUAUAGCCUUGCAAUUGAGUAUUGUGAUUUGAAAGAUGUUGGUAGAUUAACCAAUCUUAGAAAACUGAGACUAAUAUUGUCAAGUUCUUUGCAAAAUCUGGAGGAAAUCUUAAAAUCUACAGGCAGCACGCUUAACCGUAUCCGGACUUUAUUUGUGGACAACAAAUUUCAUUAUAGAGGUGCGAAGCAAGCUGUGCAAAUAGUAUCAAGCUGUCGGGGUAUAUAUAAAUUGGCGUUGGUAGGGCCAAUCGCAGAAUUACCGAAAGAGCUCCCCAACUAUCCAAACCUCACCAAGUUAGAAUUGUGUAGUUGUGGUCUCAAGGAGGACCAAAUGGGAAUACUAGAGAAACUGCCAAACGUAACAAUUUUGAAGCUUAUUGAAAUAGCUUUCCUUGGGAAUACAAAGAUACUGGUUUUCUCCAAAGGAGGCUUUCCUUCUCUUGAAUUUCUUGAUGUUUUUAUUAUGGGCGGAAUAACAGAGUGGAGAGUAGAGGAAGGUGCCAUGCCUCGUCUCUGUCGAUUGGAAAUCGAAUAUUGCUGGGGAUUGAGGACACUUCCAGAUGGGCUGAGAUAUCUUACUAAUCUCAGGGAAUUAACCGUCAGAGGGAUGCGUAGAGAACUCCACCGUCGGAUUGAGGAAGAUGGAGAUGAUUUCUAUAAAAUUCAACAUGUACCUUCCCUUGUAAUUGGAGAACCGUGGGACCCAGCACCGAUGCAGUGA